Messenger RNA from Monosiga brevicollis MX1, 1029 nucleotides. RefSeq lists its product as uncharacterized. The transcript has 9 exons. Gene Ontology annotation, molecular function: ABC-type transporter activity; ATP binding; ATP hydrolysis activity. Gene Ontology annotation, biological process: transmembrane transport. NCBI's taxonomy places the organism in Eukaryota, Choanoflagellata, Craspedida, Salpingoecidae. Gene Ontology annotation, cellular component: membrane. The record is from RefSeq and is a predicted model, not a curated record. The coding region runs from base 1 to 1029 and encodes 342 amino acids.
AUGGCCGUUCUCCUUGUCGUUUGGUAUGGCGGCAUGCAAGUGGUGCGCGGACACAUUACAUCAGGCCUGCUGGCCGGUUACCUCCUGUACUCACUCCAAGUGGCCAUGGCCCUUGGUUUCUUGUCCUCCCUUUUCGGUGACUUUAUGCAGGCGGUGGGCGCAUCAAUUCGUAUCUUUCAGCUCAUGGAUGCGGUGCCCGAGAUUGGCAUCGAGGGAGGUAUUGUGCCCAAGCUGCCUGCCGACGCGCCCUUGAUCUUGGAUAAGGUCGAUUUUCGGUACCCAGCCCGCGCCGACACGCAAGUGCUUCACGAGGUGUCGGUGACCAUCGCACCGGGUUCCAUCGUGGCUCUGGUUGGACCCUCGGGAGGUGGCAAGUCCACUUUGGUGGGCCUUUUGGAGCGCUGGUACUCACCCACCAAGGGCAAAGUGACAUUGGGCGGUGUUGACUUGCGUGAUAUUGAUCCUGCGUGGCUGCACCACCACAUGGCUCUUGUUGGGCAAGAGCCCGUUCUUUUUGCCAUGAGCAUCCGCGAAAACAUCAAAUAUGGCCGCGCUACCGCGACCGACGAAGAAGUCGAAGCAGCGGCGCGCAUGGCAAACGCACACGACUUUAUCCAAUCCUUCGAAGAGGGAUACGAUACCAUGGUUGGUGAGCGUGGCGUCCGACUUAGCGGCGGGCAAAAGCAGCGCGUGGCCAUUGCCCGGGCCCUUCUUGUCCAACCGGAAAUUCUUUUGCUUGAUGAAGCCACCUCUGCUCUGGAUGCCGAGAGUGAGCACGAGGUGCAGACUGCUCUCGAUCGAGCUAUGAUGGGUCGAACGGUUAUUGUGAUUGCGCACCGUCUCUCCACGAUCCGCAACGCCAAUGUCAUUCUCGUUGUACAAAAGGGGCGAAUCGUGGAGCAAGGUACGCACGAGGAGCUAUUGCGCGCACGCGGCACCUAUUGCGAUCUGGUUCAGCGGCAAUUGCAGGUCAGAGCGUUGGCUGCCAAUACAAUACACCGCCCAAUCAUGCCUGAACAACCAAGCUGA